Molecule: messenger RNA, 1189 nt
Organism: Pseudophryne corroboree (corroboree frog)
Lineage: Eukaryota; Metazoa; Chordata; Amphibia; Anura; Myobatrachidae
Gene: LY96
Product: lymphocyte antigen 96
Exons: 6
Coding region: 45-623 (192 amino acids)
Biological process (GO): detection of lipopolysaccharide; positive regulation of lipopolysaccharide-mediated signaling pathway; cellular response to lipopolysaccharide
Cellular component (GO): lipopolysaccharide receptor complex
Molecular function (GO): Toll-like receptor 4 binding; lipopolysaccharide binding; lipopolysaccharide immune receptor activity
Source: RefSeq, a predicted model, not a curated record
GCGAAGCAGCUGCUCCUUGCUAUAGGGUCUUACAUUUGUUUGAUAUGGUUAGUGUUAUCCUUCUGUUGCUGCUUGGAUUUGGGACUGUGGGAGCGAUUCCAAAGUAUAUCCUCUGUGACACUCCACAGCUGAAUGUGUUUUAUAUACUAUGCGAUGAAAGUGACCACCCGGUGUUAACAAUGGAUCCCUGUAUUUACAGAAAGAAUCAACUCUUUAAUAUGUCUGCGACAAUGAUCCCAAGUGGCGAAUCAGCAGCCAGAAACACAGCCUUCAACUUGUAUGACCUCUCAGGCAAUGAACUCAGCAAGAAAGAUAUCCUGAUCUGCAGGACUAAUGGCAGAGGAGCAGACUUGGACAAUGUACAUGCUAAGAUAGAAAUCUGGCAGGACUCGAACAAAGUCUCAGACCAGAGAUAUGACUUAUGUUCUGGAGUUGAUGAUGAAUUUGAUUUCUGUGGAAGUGUAAAAGGAGAAACAGUGGAUAUGAGAGUCUAUGGAAAAAGUAUUGGUAAAAUGUCAUUUCUGAAGGGCAUAUAUGUUAUAAAAGUGCACUUAUUUGCGGGCCAGCAAGAAGAGAUGUUCUUUUGUAUGGAAUUCACAAUGAGUAUUAAAAGUAACCCAUAAUCUGCACAUUAAAACGGUCUCUGAACACUACUGCAUGGGCAACAUCCAGUAAGGAAGAUUCUGAUUAACAACCUGACUUUCCCUUUAGACGUAUUGCAGCUUUAAAGCUAAUGACUAUCUUGCCAGAAUCAUGCAGGUACUUAUCCAUCAUGCAUUACCAUCAGGGAGGCAUCUGGCUCCAAAUUUAUUCUGCAACAGGACAACGACCCCAUACAGCUAAUGGUAUUAAGAACUAUCUUCAGUGUAAAGAAGAACAAGGAGUCCUGGAAGUGAUGAUAUGGACCCCUAGAGCCCUGAUUUUAACAUCAUCGAGUCUGUCUUGUAUUACAUAAAGAUAUGGAAAAAACUGAGCAAGCCUACAUCAACAGAAUCUGUGGUUAGUUCUCCAAGAUGUUUGGAACAACAUUCCUGACGAGUUCCUUCAAAAACUGUGUGCAAGUGUACCUAGAACAAUUGAUGUUGUUUUGAAGGCAAACGAUGGUCACACCAAAUAUUGAUUUAAUUUAGAUUUCUCUUCUGUUCAUUCACUUUGCAUGUUGUUAAUUGAUAAAAACAAACUAUUAACA